CGACUCUGAUUCCCAAAUCUUUCUGCAACAAAAAGAUUGCAACUUUGAGCAAAAGACUGGAGCUUUUGAAGCCGAAUUGAAAGAGAAUAGGAACGGAACAAAAAAUGGGUGGCGGGCGCAGAGCUGGAAAGGAGAUUGCUGCCUCCUCUCCUCCUCCUCCUCCGUUGAGUGAGUCUUUUGUACGUGCUGUUUGGGACCUUCUCCGUGUCGCUGUGGAUGUUCACCUGAAAGAUGGGUCCGUAUUCUCUGGAAUCUUCCUCACUGUAUCUCCGGAGAAGAACAUUGUUUUGAAGGAAGCUAAACUAACUAAAAGGGGUAGAAGUAGAUCAAAUGUAGCAAGCGAGGCUGUAGUAGCGACACUGGUGAUCCGCUCAAGUGAUAUUGUUAAAGUUGUUUCUGAAUCUAAGGAAAAAGUGCUUUCAUUUGAUGAUGUUGCGGAAAAUUCCCAGAAAUUUGGCUUUAGUGAGCAAGAAAGUCCUGGGGAAGUUCAAGCUUCAAAUUUAAGCUCUGAGAACCGCCUUAUCCCAGUAAAGCCCAUUGGGGUUGGGGAAGGUAAUGCUGAGAAGACAUGCAACCUAUUACACUCUGGAGCAUCUCAUGAUGGUACUGUGGGCUUGAAACCGUCAUGCUUUGAGACGAGCCCUUCAGAAGACACUUUCCCAGAUGUUGUCCAGUCAAGUGUUUCAACUUCUUCAACUCAUGUUUCUGAUGUUACUUUAGAGUCAUUUGGUAGCUCAGUGAUAACUACAGUUGAAAUGGCCCCUCCUCAAAAUUCUGAAUCUAAUGAAAGCUCAAAGCAUGCACCCGUGCCCCAGCAACCUGGAUAUGCUGGUCAGUACCAUCCUGCUCUAGUUGUACGACCAGUCAAUGAUCCAAAUUCUCAAGCUGAGGCUAUGACUGCACAGUUGGGACAAAUUGUCUAUAUGCAGCCAGGUGUUUUUGUAAGAUGUUAAUCCCUGCAACUUAAUAAAACCUUGCUAUUUAAUAUUCUGACAUGGGCAUUUAGAAGAGGAAAUAUUGAAUACCUGUUUGUAGCUCGUUUUUCAUGGUAGCAGUUUGCAUUUCUUUCCAAAUCUUUUGGUGUCCCAAUUGAUUCAUCUUAAAGCUUUUUUUGGCUUUCUUAGUUUAGAUUUUUUUAUUUUCAGCAAACCUUAGUUUAGAUUUUUUGGUCAAAACAUGCUGAAUAGGAUGAAUUCUCUGCAUCUUUCUAUGGUUCUUUUAAUCUUCACCUGCAUUUAGACCUGAAUCUGAUCCACGAAGCAAAGUAUCUUUCUCAUUUUUUUAACCAGUCAGUAGGAAUGCAACUUAUAUAAGAUGCCUAAUCUUUUCUCCUUGGCAAACAGAUAUCAAACGGUACCAAAUGUGGUUAUGGAUUGAUGUAAUGCAGAGUAAAUAAUGAUGCCAUAUAUUUAUGUAAAAAUGAAAAGAAAAAAAUGGAGUAUCAGGGAAAGGAAAAAGAAUUGCCAUUCAUCAUAUAAUCAUAUACACUUGUCUUCCGGAUUAUUAAAUUUCUAUUUAUUUU
Rubroshorea leprosula is the source of this 1522-nucleotide messenger RNA. NCBI's taxonomy places the organism in Eukaryota, Viridiplantae, Streptophyta, Magnoliopsida, Malvales, Dipterocarpaceae. The record is from the annotation of a GenBank genome assembly.